Messenger RNA from Poecilia reticulata (guppy), 5733 nucleotides. The record is from RefSeq and is a predicted model, not a curated record. NCBI's taxonomy places the organism in Eukaryota, Metazoa, Chordata, Actinopteri, Cyprinodontiformes, Poeciliidae.
AAAGGUCUCAGUAAAGUCUCAUCUUCUCCUUUGGUUCUUCCUCUAGAUGUUCUGGAGCAGUCAGGUCUCUGGCCUUCGAUGUACGGAGCCAGAGGAGCACCCCCUCACCUGCAGCCUCACCCAGUCUACUCGCGCCCCUCGUUUCUGCAGCAGCAGGAUCUGUACGCCCUGCAGCAUCAGCACCACCAGCAACAGCAGCGAGCUAUGGAACACAUGCAGCGACUACCCUUAGGACAAAGAAAACAUGACACAAUCACAAUAGACGACUCGCCGAAUGGAUCUCCGACUUCCAGAACUCCAUCUUCUUCCUCAUCCUCUGCCUCCACCCAUGCAGCAAAACCCUUCGCUCACACCCCUCCUCUGCCUAAGACCUCCACACCGUCUCCGGGGCUGUGUCCAAGCAGCCGGCAGUCACCCUGCUAUCACUCGCCAUCAUCGCGUUUGACACACCCGCCAAAUCCCCUGACUCCGACCCCGAGCCCAGCGGCAGCAGCGCCACGAUCUCCGGCCCUCAGCCCUGCCCCUUCACACCUUUCUAAAGCACUGGAGAGAGUCAGUGACAGAGGAGAAGGGCAACCACCUCAGGACUACCCCCAGUCCUUAGAGCCAGACUUGCCACCUGUAUAUAGCUUCUCUACAGUUUCCAUGGGUUACAAGGCCGGGCCUUCACCUCCUGAAGCGCGAGCGGCAGAGCAACCUUUGUUGGAAGAACAGCCAACAGCGUCUGAAACCAAGUCUUUCUUUAAACAAUGCACCAUCCAGCCUCUCACCGAAGAGCGAGCAAGGGAAGAAGAGAAUAUAACAAACUGCAAGGUGGAGGAGUCCGAGAAUGAAUCAAAAGGAUGCUCUAUCUCUGAACUCCAGAGCGCUCUUUCUGGAUCACCGUCAUGCCCUUUCCAAGCUCCAGUUCCUGAACCAUUCUGCCCAGCAGGCAAAACCCUGAAAGUGGAUGUUCCUUUGGGUGGCCUUACAGAGCCUCAGAUGUCCAAAGAGCAGAGAGAUGAUUGGGAGUGCAUCAAAGAGGAUGACAUGGGGGAUAAUGAGAGAACAGAGCCUGGACCAGCUGAAUGUACUGUCUCUAUGCCUGUAGAGCCUGCAAACGGGGAGCCGGAGAAGGAUCAGUACAACGAGGAAGAGAAUGUAGAGGUGGUUGAGGAUAAGGAAGAGGAAGAAGAUGGGAGUGGGAAAAGUCCAGAUGAGGAAUUGGUAGAAUAUUCUGUUGUUUCCCCCUCUGCUGACCCGCUCCCCUCUUCCACUAUGACAACAGCAGCCCAGUUGGAAGGGGCUUACAUGUGGAGCUUGGAACUCUUGAUUGCAGCGGCUCUGUGUGCCACCAGAGAUGCCUUGUACCCGCCAGCACCAGUUGUUCAGACCCCAUCUCCUUCUUCUCACCAUGGUAUGGAAAUACUGGGGGAACUAGCUGAGCUGGAGAUCAAGCGAAGGAGCAGGGAGUUCAAAGAGAAGGAGGAAGAAGGUGAGGAGACGCUGACCUUUGACCUUCACAGUCUGGCGACGCUGGCGGCGGCCCGGGCUCUGGAGAUGGGCGGUGGUACCGUGGACUCUGAGUCCGACCGGCAGUGUCCUAUCAGGAAGAGGUUAAACCUGCGCCGGAAGUGCAGCUGGACGCCUCGGCACGAGCCGGUGUGCCCAGUGAAGGGCUCCAUGGAGACGAUGGGAGGGGAGGAACUGGCCAUGCGUGUCCAGCUGGCUGAGCUACAGCGCCGCUACAAAGAGAAACAGAGAGAGCUGGCCAAACUACAGAGGAAGCACGACCACCAGAAAGACGAGACGUCUCGUAGCCCCGCUCGCCGGGGGCCCGGCCGCCCCCGCAAGCGCAGGUCCACCCCCGGCCCAGCUGCCGCGGAGAGCUCCAAAAGACUCAGGACUGGGCUAAAUAUUGUAGAGCAAAAGAACAGGAAUGUCUUGUCCGACCACAGCUUCAACAGUCUGACUGCUGCACAGAUGAAAGCUCGUUGUAAGCACAGAGGUCAACCAAGCUCUCUGAGCUCCAGGCUGGCCAGGCGGGUGACCCAAAUGAAGCAGAAAACCACCGCCCAGCGGGAGGCGCCAACAGCUGGAGGGGUGCACAGCAGUGAGGAAGACCCUUCCAAGAACCACAGCCGACACGGGGAGAAAGAUCGACAAGACGGGAUGCCAGGUGAGACCAUGACAAAGAAGAGGGGUCGAAAGCCCAAAGUAGUAAUGGGCAUCAACCCCAACCGGCCUCAUCACAGGGACAGACGGGACACACACGAUGGAAGAGAAGAGAAAAGCUGCAGCGAGAGUUCAGAGCGUGAGGAGGAGGUUGGCAGUGACGACAGUGACGACAGUGAAGACGAAGCGGGUGACAUCAAGAUUACUUCAUCCUCUAAAGAAGCUCUUGCAAACUCCGCUGGGAUGUUUCCCUUUUCAGCUCAGUCCUCCAAGCUCCAAGCAAGCCUGAAAGCCAGAAGCAAAAGGCCUGGACCUCCUGGCCUGGGAAGCUUCCCCUGCAUGCAGCAGAGGAGUGCAGCCAGGCGGCCAAACUUCAGCAACUUAGACAGGGGACAUCUGGACCACAUGGGGGCUUCUAAAACCUCCCUCCCCAGCUGGGGUGUGCCAUCAAUGGGCUGCAACUUUGGAGAGAGCCACAACAACCACCGAGCCCUGACCAAGGCAAAGAGACUCAUCAAAGACAACGAGAGGAAGACCUCUGCAGGACAGAGCUUAAGAGUGAAGGAAAAGGGUCAUGGAGUGAGCAGGCUCCUGCAGAGCUUCACGGCUGAUGAAGGUUUCCGCUUGGAUGAGGAGAGCAGUUUCUCGGAGGGGGAAGAGGAGGAUGAGGAGGACGACAGACAGAAGGAGAAGUCCCUGUCCCACCUUCCCCCCAACAUGCCUUCCAGAAUACCAGCACUGCCAAACUGUGUGCUGAGUAAAGAGAUGCUGGUGGAUGGCCUGAAGAUCCUAAUCUCCAAGGAGGAUGAGCUGCUGUAUGCCGCGUCUGUUCAAACCCUGGACCUGCCUGACAUAUUCAGUGUCGUCAUUGAAGGGGAACGGGGAAAUCGGCCAAGGAUCUACUCACUGGAGCAGCUAUUACAAGAAGCCGUGUUAGAUGUGCGACCCCAGACGGAGGUUAUCCUGACGGAGGGAACCCGAGUGUGUGCAUACUGGAGCGAACGCUCUCGCUGCCUUUACCCCGGCUACGUCCACCGUGGAGGUCCGGGUGAGGAGGAGAAGGAGAAGGAAGGGAGCGUGAUGGUGGAGUUUGAUGAUGGAGACCGAGGAAGGAUCUCUCUUGUAAACAUCAGACUUCUGCCUCCUGGAUACCAGAUCCGCUGUGCGGAACCAUCUCCAGCACUGCUGAUCUCUCCGGGUCAUCGGGGUCGGCGAAGCUCUACGGCAGAGAAGAAAGACACUCCGACAGAGAAACUAGCCAAUGAGGAGGCAGGAGGGAAGCCCCAGGAAAAAAGGCCAGUUGGCAGGCCGAAGAAAACGUACUCAGUGCCAAAGACAGCCAACUCAUCAACCUCAGCAACCGAUUCUGUGAUGAAGGGAAAUGCUUCACUGUUGAAUUGGUCCGUGCCCAGAAAGAGACCGCCAGUGGACUUCUUCCUCUUCAAUGGGACGUCCCGUAAAACCCAGAAGAAGAUUAGGGAGAGAGACUUGGGCUUGUUUCACCGGCCAGCCCUGCAUUCUCUAACACCACCAACCCCUAUUAAAAGCAUUUUUGGCACUGCAUUCGAGGUUGACUCCUUCAGUAGCAUCGCUAAUGGCUACUCAACCUUUGGGAACGGUGGUGCCUCUGUAGCCGGGAGACCAGUCACCGCCAUGGGUUCCAUGGGCCUCCGGGACUCGCCUUGUUCCUCAUCCGUCACCAUGGCCGCGGCAGCUGUGAGCCGCAAGCCUCUGAGUGAACGUGACAGAAAACACUUCUUAGUCAAGCUAGACCACGAAGGAGUGACUUCCCCCAAAACCAAAAAUGGCAAAGCCUUGCUUCGGUUUGGAGGAGCAGGAGGGAGAGGAAUGAAAGGCUUGGCAUCUACUGUACCACAACGGUACAUCCAACCUUCUCUUCUGGCAAAACAUGACAAGAAGGUGGGAGAGAAAAGGGAAAGCAGCGCCAGGCCUCGAUCCGAGACCCUUCGGAAGGGCAGUCCACCUCUCGGGAAAGAUGUUAUCUCUGCAGGUCUUGGAGUGAAAGGUGGAGACUACAGUUUGGACUACCCUAGCGACUGCCCCAGCUCUUACUCUGAACUGGAUGAGGAAGACGAGGACGAUGGUCAAGAAGCAAGACGAAGACGAGCAGCCGUCUCAUCCCAUCGGGGCAGUCGUUUUCUAUCCCGUCCGUCCAUCUGCUUCUCUUCAUCUUCCUCCUCCUCUUCUUCGUCUGGCUCCAUUUCCUCCUCCUCUCUCUGCUCCUCAGACAACGACUCCUCCUACUCGUCCGACGAAGAGUCGUCGUCUGUGCUGCUGCGGCGGGCGCUUCUCCAGCAGGACACACAGAAGAACAGGCAGAGCGUCAACUCUGGCCUAAGGAGCCCCGACCCCACCACCGCCAACCCUGUUUCAACUCCACCUAAUGGCUACGUUACCAAGGCUGGCGUAGCCAUGGGAGGAUUGAAGGCAAGAGCCGACAGAGCAGAAGACAGGAAAGAGUACAUCUCCAAAGAAAGCAUAUUGGUCAGCAGCAGAAUGACUAAGGUGCUGAAGAGGAAAGAAAGUUCUUCUAAUGACCACCAUCAUCAGACCCAAAGCAGCCCCGUCAGCCAGCAGCUGAAACCAGCCAACAAGGACUCAGCAGUCACCAAGAAGCAGAGGAUGUCUUCGCCUGAACCUCUUCCAAAAAUGGCCGCCCUGCUGCCUGGACGCCAGCUCUGGAAAUGGUCUGGCAAUCCCACACAGAGAAGAGGUCUAAAGGGUAAAGCCCGUAAGCUUUUCUACAAGGCCAUCAUGCGGGGCAAGGAGAUGGUGCGUGUCGGCGACUGCGCCGUGUUCCUGUCACCUGGCCGGCCCCAGCUGCCCUACGUGGGAAGAGUGGAGAGCCUCUGGGAGUCGUGGAGCUCCAGCAUGGUGGUCAGGGUCAAGUGGUUCUACCACCCAGAGGAAACUCGCCUGGGGAAGCGACACCGUGAUGGCAAGAACGCGUUGUACCAGUCGAGCCAUGAGGAUGAGAACGAUGUGCAGACCAUCUCCCAUCGCUGCCAGGUGGUCAGCAAGGCGGAGUACGACCACCUGAUGCGUGAACAUAAGGCGGGCGGCCCCUCCAACGACCUGUUCUACCUGGCCGGAACCUACGAGCCCACCACGGGCCAGCUGGUCAGCGCAGAUGGCAUGGUCAUCUUGUCCUAGCACCGCCGAUGGGAGCAGAUAUCCAACACGACUGCUGGAGUUCUUCUAGACAGAGGCAAGACGACACUUGGUUCCGCUGAUUGAACUGCUUCUGUUGGAGAAAGAGUGAGCCAGCAGUUCAGAGGAACAGGCUGGCCCAGGCCACGUCUACCCACGCUCCUUGUCUUACCCAGCGUUUCAACCCUUCUCUGCGGCAACCAAACACAAGUACUUAGGAUUGGAACGUCUUGGAAGUAUUCCAACAGGAGGGCUUUCUGAAGCAAAGAGACUCAACGCUAAGGAGAGACAUGCUGUAAACCACACUGGUUUGGAUGGAUGUAACGGUCUUAUACAUGUAGUCUGACUCGGACAACACUAUUUAAAGGCCCCCAAUAGGACCAAUAAACACUGUAGUUUGGACUUAAA